Messenger RNA from Myotis lucifugus (little brown bat), 1701 nucleotides. It is a transcript of the gene CHST9, whose product is annotated as carbohydrate sulfotransferase 9. Gene Ontology annotation, molecular function: sulfotransferase activity. Gene Ontology annotation, biological process: proteoglycan biosynthetic process; carbohydrate biosynthetic process. The record is from RefSeq and is a predicted model, not a curated record. Lineage: Eukaryota; Metazoa; Chordata; Mammalia; Chiroptera; Vespertilionidae. The transcript has a single exon. The coding region runs from base 10 to 1086 and encodes 358 amino acids. Gene Ontology annotation, cellular component: membrane.
AAGUUCCACAUGCCUGAGGGUUCCAAGGAAAAAAAGGAAAAUCCUCUACUUAACCCUGAGAGGUUUAGUAGGGUCUUAAGGGAGACCAGUCCCUCACAAGGAGAAGGUCACCCUUCGGGCAAGACCACAGAGUCACCAACCAUUAAGCUGAUGGAAAAACAUCAAGGAACUAAGACCCUUUCCAAGACGUUCAGAGGAAUGAGCUGGCCACUGGACACUCGCCCUCUGAACAAAAGCUUAGUCAAGGACAACACAUGGAGGGAGGCGGAUGCAACCCAAGAGAAGCGCAGGUCUUUCCUGCAGGAGUUUUGCAGGAAAUACGGUGGAGGGAGCCAUCCUCAGUCGCAUCUCUUCCACAUGGUGUCCAGGAUCUAUGUGGAAGAUAAACACAAAGUCUUAUAUUGUGAAGUGCCGAAGGCUGGCUGCUCCAACUGGAAAAGGAUUCUGAUGGUCCUGAAUGGUUUGGCUCCCUCGGCCUACAACAUCUCCCAUGACGCCGUCCACUACGGGAAGCAUUUGAGAAAACUGGACAGCUUUGACCUAAAAGGGAUACACACUCGUUUGAAUACCUACACCAAAGCCGUGUUUGUUCGUGACCCCAUGGAGAGGUUAGUGUCAGCCUUCAGGGACAAAUUUGAACACCCCAAUAGUUAUUACCAUCCGGUAUUUGGGAAAGCAAUUAUAAAGAAAUACCGGCCAAAUGCCUGUGAAAAAGCCUUCAAUAAUGGCUCUGGAGUCAAAUUCAAGGAGUUCGUUCACUAUUUACUGGAUUCCCACCGUCCGGUAGGAAUGGACAUUCACUGGGAGAAGGUCAGCAAGCUCUGCUACCCGUGUCUGAUCAACUACGAUUUUGUCGGGAAAUUUGAAACUUUGGAAGAAGAUGCCAAUUACUUUCUACAGCUGAUCGGUGCCCCCAAAGAGCUGAAAUUCCCCAACUUCAAGGACAGGCACUCUUCCGAUGAAAGAACCAGCGCUCAGGUGGUGAGACAGUAUUUAAAGGAUCUGACCAGAACCGAGAGACAAUUAAUCUAUGACUUCUAUCACUUGGACUACUUGAUGUUUAAUUAUACCACUCCAUUUCUGUAGUUUGCAUUCAUGUUCUAAAACACUGUAUUUACUUCAUGAGGACAGCCUUGAAUCAGCUAACUGUAAUUUUCCUAUAAUUCUCCAUAGGGGAGAGAUUUAACUAAAUGCAGUUGCCUUGAUUUAAUGAAGACUUUUACCAAAUAGUAUGACACCAAUUGGCACAAAGUUAUAGGAAAAUUACCUCAUAGAGACAUGUGAACAACUCGGGUUACUCUAAAAUGUUUGGGAAAGAGCUGCUUUUGCAUUAUGGAUCAGAUUAUAGAAGCAAUAACCCAGCCAGCUGCUCCAUCCGCUGUAGCAGACCCCACCACGACAGGAAGAGGGAUCUAAAAUAGCAUGAGUGGAUGUCUCCAUCCUGGAUUGGUGGCAUAACGUGCAUGGAUAUAUUUCUAGCAAUCUGAGGCAUAUGAAUCAAACCCUGGCUAGUUUUCUUAUACCCUGGAAAUCUUUCAAUCAACUGCAAUGACGAAUUGAUUUUGAAAUGGCAUUUGGGGCCUGGGCGUUUCACUUUAGAUUGGGAGGCAUUGUGUGAUUUACAAUAUGAGAAUGCAGCAGACACACCAGAUGAGGCUCUGGCUUUCUAUAUUCAACAGCCAAUAAAAAAUGCACAACAUG